Messenger RNA from Xenopus tropicalis (tropical clawed frog), 675 nucleotides. It is a transcript of the gene urah, whose product is annotated as urate (5-hydroxyiso-) hydrolase. The transcript has 5 exons. NCBI's taxonomy places the organism in Eukaryota, Metazoa, Chordata, Amphibia, Anura, Pipidae. Bases 169 to 546 code for a protein of 125 amino acids. The record is from RefSeq and is a predicted model, not a curated record. Gene Ontology annotation, cellular component: peroxisome. Gene Ontology annotation, molecular function: hydroxyisourate hydrolase activity. Gene Ontology annotation, biological process: purine nucleobase metabolic process.
AAUUACAGAGAGCUAAAGUUCAUUCUGUCUACUGUCACUGCAAGUAUGAGCAGAGGCCGCCUGCAGCUUAUUCAGCAGCACCUACACGGGACACCGGCAAGGGAGCAGUGCCAUCUGGGGGUUGCUCAAUCAUUACCAGGAAGUAAAGGAGGAUUUUUCCAAAGCUGAAUGCGAGAGUGUGCGGGGAUGUCGGCAGCUAGUGUCAGUCAGCUAACAACUCAUGUCCUGAACGUUUCAGAGGGGAUCCCUGCUAAGGGUCUAACACUGAGCCUGUCAAGGCAUGAUGUCUCCCAAGGGAAAUGGUUGCAACUAAGUAGAAGUGUUACUAAUGAAGAUGGCCGCUGCCCAGGGCUCUUGCGUGGAGAGGGUUUAUGUGCAGGCACUUACCAGCUGCGCUUUGAUACUGGGGAUUACUGGAAGCAAAUGCACAAGGAAAGCUUCUACCCUUAUGUUGAGAUCGUAUUUACCAUCACAGACCAGAAGCAGAAAUACCACGUGCCUCUGCUGCUCAGUCCCUUUUCUUACACCACCUACAGGGGCAGUUAAGGAGCUACUCUUCCUAUGAUGUCUUGCAGAUAUUUCAGUAUUAACCAGCAUUGACUAAGCUGAAUCCAAAAUAACUCCAAGUAUUUUUGAGCUAUAUUUCUUCAAAUAAAAUACAAGCUUUCAUUGUUA